AUGCAGAUCUUCGUGAAGACGCUGACCGGGAAGACCAUCACUCUCGAGGUGGAGAGUAACGACACCAUCGACAACGUCAAGGCCAAGAUUCAGGACAAGGAAGGUCUGUGGUGGUUCCAUUCCUUGGGAUCCCCGUGCGAGCCAUUGCGGUUCCCUUCUUUUUCGUCUCCGUUUUCUCUUCGAUCUCCUCUUCCAUUUGUUGGCGGAUUUCGGCGGCCUCGUUACGGUGAUCGUGUAAUGAACUAGUGCUGACGGUCUUCUCUGAACGUUCCAGGGAUUCCCCCUGACCAGCAGCGUCUGAUAUUCGCUGGCAAGCAACUCGAGGACGGGCGUACCCUUGCGGACUACAAUAUCCAGAAAGGUCCAUUGCUUCACCAUCCGCUUCCCGUGAUUUGAGCCACCAUCGAAACUGUUUCCUCCCUUUCAUUUGAUUCUGUUUGACGGUUAGGAGCCAUUCUAUUUUGCGAGACUGAAUACCGUUGUGUUAUUGACAGAAUCGACUCUGCAUCUAGUGCUGAGGCUGAGAGGAGGGAUGAUCUCCCGGAGGUAA
Messenger RNA from Spirodela intermedia, 550 nucleotides. The record is from the annotation of a GenBank genome assembly. Lineage: Eukaryota; Viridiplantae; Streptophyta; Magnoliopsida; Alismatales; Araceae.